GUGAUCCCAGUUCCCACGUGCCGGCUCAAGUUCGACGUCCGCUGUUUGUUGUUCUUUGCGCAAAUGUUGACAGCUGGCGCAAAGCGAAGCGUCCACUCACUAGGAAUUGCUCCAUUUCAAGAGGACGCUGCCUUUCGGGCUCGAGUGACCUCUUUGAAUGACUUCUUCACGCAGAAACGCUUCUCUGGUAUCAGGCGACCCUAUACUGUGGCAGACGUUGCCACCAAACAGGGUAGCCUGCCCGUGCACCCCCCGGUGUCAGCUGUUUUGGCGGAUAAACUAUUCACACUGUUGACCAAGGCUGAAGAAGAAAAGCUCCCCUUACAUACCUUGGGGGCAAUUGAUCCCGUCCAAAUGACCCAAAUGGCGAAGCAUCAGGAAGUGUUGUAUGUUAGCGGCUGGGCUAGUUCCAGUGUCCUCACGACCGCCAACAACGAAGUUGGCCCUGACCUAGCUGAUUAUCCCUACACCACAGUGCCAAACCAGGUGCAUCGACUUUUCCGUGCACAGCAGCUACAUGAUAGGAAGCACUAUGAUGAAAGGAUGUCAGCGACCCCAGAAGCCCGAGAACAAUUGGAAUAUAUCGAUUACAUGCGUCCAAUCAUUGCGGAUGCUGACACUGGACAUGGUGGCCUGUCGUCGGUCAUGAAAUUGGUUAAACUCUUCGUCGAGUCUGGGGCUGCGGCGAUUCAUCUUGAGGAUCAGUUUCACGGUGGAAAGAAAUGUGGCCAUCAAGCUGGGAAAAUUCUCGUUCCAACGUCCCAACACAUCAGUCGACUCAUUGCGUCUCGAUUCCAAACUGACAUGCUUCUCUCGACCUUGCUGCUUAUCGCCCGAACCGACUCAGAAUCUGCUAAACUGAUAUCGUCAAAUAUUGAUGCUGCCGAUCACCAGUAUAUCCUAGGUACGACACAUACCGAUGCAAGCGGGAAAACAGGAUCAGAAAUUGAUGCACUCGAGAUCGAAUGGAUGGGACAACACCAGCUGUGCACAUUUGGUCAAGCCGUCGCUCAAGCAAUCGAGCGCUCGUCAAUAUCGGACAAGACCGGGGCUCUGGAUCGGUACACUUCUCUGGCAGAUGGGCAGUCUAACUCAGAGGCGCGAGCGAUUGCUCGCGACAUACUUGGGGAAGAUAUUCAGUGGAACUGGGACUUACCGCGUACUCGUGAAGGUUAUUACCACUUUGAGGGCGGCAUGGAGGCUGCUAUUGCGCGUGUUCUUGCAUAUGCUCCCUAUUCUGAUUUACUAUGGCUUGAGACGAAGAAGCCGGAUCUGGAGCAGGCUCGUUCGUUUGCACGGCGGAUUCGUGCCAAGUAUCCUGGGAAGUGGCUUGUUUAUAACUUGAGCCCAAGCUUUAAUUGGUCCGCUCAUGGGUAUAGCAAUGUGGAUUUGAAGAACUUUGUAUGGGAACUCGCCAGAGAAGGUUUCGUCCUUCAGCUCAUCUCGCUUGCUGGACUGCACAGCACGGCCGUGACGACUGCCGAGCUUGCUCAACAGUACAAAACUGACGGCAUGUUAGCCUACGUGGAACUCAUUCAAAGGAAAGAGAAGGAGAUUGGUUGCGACGUUCUUACGCAUCAGAAAUGGAGCGGCGCCAACUACAUUGACAGAAUUCUUACAACCAUUUCAUCGGGUUCAUCUAGCACGUCGGCAGUAGGGAAGGACUCCACGGAGCAUACCUUCUGAAAACGCAUCCCCUUUCUCCCAGCCACGGGCGACCACCCGUACUCUCCAGUCCAAAUUUAUAUAUCUUCGUUUGACCGCCUUGAGCCUUGCUUCGGUUAGGCACAAGUGUCAAAUUCUUCAUAUGACCCAUGCAUCCAAACCACAUCACAACCAAGGUGACCAAAAUUGUUGUACAAAAACAAUGGACGAAAGACUGGAGUCAUCUGUGUAUCUGUUUUUCCAAAAACAAAUUUCCAGUGUGCAACUUCCGUGGUGUCGUCGUGUGAUGCAUGGUUUCCCAUUCUGACAGUACAAGCCCUACUGACACGAAUGAAGUAGUUGAAUGAUGACAGCCGUU
This is a messenger RNA of Cantharellus anzutake, 2023 nucleotides long. Its product is annotated as isocitrate lyase. Gene Ontology annotation, cellular component: mitochondrial matrix. Gene Ontology annotation, molecular function: isocitrate lyase activity; methylisocitrate lyase activity. NCBI's taxonomy places the organism in Eukaryota, Fungi, Basidiomycota, Agaricomycetes, Cantharellales, Hydnaceae. The transcript is spliced from 13 exons. The record is from RefSeq and is a predicted model, not a curated record. The coding region runs from base 64 to 1686 and encodes 540 amino acids.